CCCUCCCGAGAUUCCUUCUCCACCAUUGACCCCCCACCAGAUUCUUCUCCACCAUUGACCUUCCCCAGAUCCUUCCUUCCACCAUUGACCCCCACAGAUUCUUCUCCACCAAUUGACCCCCCACAGCCCACCGAUUCUUCUCCACCCAUUGACCCCCCACAGAUUCUUCGCUCCACCAUUGACCCCCCUCAGAUUCUUAUCUCCACCAUUGACCCCCCACAGAUCCUUCCUCCACCCAUUUGACCCCCCACAGAUCCUUCUCCACCAUUGACCCCCCACAAGAUUCUUCUCCACCAAUUGACCCCCCACAGAUUCAGUCUCCACCACUGUCCCUUCCCAGUCUGCUUGUUCACCAGGACCC
Molecule: messenger RNA, 361 nt
Organism: Staurois parvus
Lineage: Eukaryota; Metazoa; Chordata; Amphibia; Anura; Ranidae
Source: the annotation of a GenBank genome assembly